This is a messenger RNA of Paraglomus occultum, 633 nucleotides long. Lineage: Eukaryota; Fungi; Glomeromycota; Glomeromycetes; Paraglomerales; Paraglomeraceae. The record is from the annotation of a GenBank genome assembly.
AUGCCCGUAUUCUCAAAUCCGCAAUCUACCUCCCAUGAUCCCCACAAUUCAGCCGAUAAGUGUGCUUGUGUAGACGGCACAUGUCACGAUCCAACCCACAAACAUAACGCAGAAGGACAGAAGAGGGGCGAUUUAAUUAAGAAAGAACAAAUCGUACAAAAGAGAAAUCAGAGACAAUCACUUACCACCGAAAUAUCGAACGUAAGGUUAUGGCCGAGUACCACCUGCUCAUUGUAUUCGGGUUCGAGGUUCAAAGGAGAGCAGCGAAGUGGGAGAAGUAGUUAUGAGGUGGCUGUACAUAUUCAGCACGUAAACCUUGCAGAAUCUUCUCUUUGUGGGUAUCUCCAUAUCAAAGGUCUUACCGAGGAUUAUCCCGAAUUGACUACAUUCUUUGAAGCCGAGAUUAUCGGAAGGAAACAUAGUUUUCUAACAAAGAAGUGGGAUGCCAAUGAUCACAUUGAUAUCCAACAUUGGUAUAUAGUUAAAAACUAUAAAUUAUUACGUGUUUUAAAAUUGCGCGCGUAUUCUGUUCUCGAAGGAGACCGUAUCGUGCUCGCGGCUCAUGAGCUCAACGAAGCAUGGCGUCUGGAACUCGAAAGAAGAAAGAUAGAGCUUGAAGCUCUCCGACUCGAG